UUCAGGACUUCUUUAGCGACCGCACUGUUUACCUUCCGGUGCGGGCAGCAGUAGCGGAGGACUGCACCACUUUCUCUCAGUAUGUACUCUCACGGCUCCGAGAGUUUAAUUAAACAAGCAAGGGAGAUCCAGGAGUCUGAGCUGCAGAAGUUUUACAGCAGAUUAGUGAAGCUGCUCCAGGGGAAGGACUUCGGUCACGAGACUGUCGACUCGCUGCAGAGACUGCACCUCAUCCUCUCUGCCUCCAAGUACACCAGGACGUUGCCUCCGGAGCUUCAGAAGAGGGUCCAGUCGCUCCUCUCGUCACCUGCAGAGCAGCUUCAGGUGCUGAGCUCCGCUGUGCUGAGAGAGACACCACCUCUCUCUGGUCAGGAACUGAACUACAACCAGGAGAACGUCAGUCAACUGAACAGCCACGCUGCUGCCCUGCUGCUCUCACAGGCUGGAUCCAGGGCUGACCUGUCGUCUCUCUGCGCUCAGCUCCUUCGCAGUCUGGAAAGCCGGUCGUCAGAGGGGCCAUCUCACUCGCUCACGCACACCCUGCCCAUCCUCAACACCAUCCUCACACACAGCCCCCAGUGCCUCACUGAAGAUCAAGAGACACUCUUGAGUAAAAAACUUGUCGACUGGCUGCGUUAUGCCAGCAUCACUCAGGGAGGCGGUGCUUCCUCCGGAGGAUUCUUUACCGGGCCCAGGUCACGUCAGCCGGCGCCCAUAGCAGAGCUGGAUGGGACGGUGUCAGGGGAUUUCUUCACUGUGCUGUGUGUGGGCCAGGGCUUCACUGACGACCAGUGGAUGAACGUCUAUUCCUUUUCCAUGCUUCGCCACUGGCUUCUCACCUACCACUCUGUUUCCAACGACAGCACCACAGCUGACACUGCAAACAGGCUGCAGCUCAGCCUCUCCCUCUCCCACUCCCACUCCUUUUCUAAUGAUGACCGGUCGGAGAUAGAUGGGUCGGUGGUUUCUAUGGUUUCAGCCACGUCCUCCUCCAGCCGACUGCUGCCUCCAAAGGAGCGCCUGAGAGAGAAGGCGUUCCAGUACUGCCAACGCCUCAUCGAACAGAGCGAUCGCAAGGCACACAAAAGGAUAGAUGCAGACCUGCAGAAAGCGUGUCUGGUGGAGGCGGUGUGUAUCCUGGACUGUGUGUGUGUAGAGGACGCCUCGCUGGUCUACAGAACGUUCCCGUGCAUCAAGGCGCUCUUUGGUCGGCUCAGCUCAGACCUGUCGUUUGCCAGAGUCAUGCUGCCCAUAGCACAGUUCUACCUCAACCAUGGUGAGAUGGCUGCAGUGGAUUGUGAGAGUGUGUGGAACCUGGUGUUUGGCCGAUUCCCUGCCGAGCUGUUCAACGACCACUUCCUGGCACAUGAGCUUCUACGCUUCCUUCGACUGAACCUCGAGAGCCUGCAGCUCCGAGUCCCACAGUACACCCACUCCUUCCCAAACCUGCUCAAGUUGUUAGCGUGGGACAGCCCGGCAGCAGUGGAUGACUUUGUGGAUUUGCUGCCCUCUCUGGUGACAGCUGGGACUGCAGUGGAGCUUCUCCACACUCUUUUGGAUCUGCCCUGUCUCUCUGCCACACUGGUCUUGCAACUUAGGUCAGCUUGUUUGCCCAUCUCUGAGCCAGGCGGGCGUGGCCUCCUGUCACUUGAUGCAUUUCGAAAUCCCUCUUUCCGAGGGCUUUUUCUCUUCCUGCUUCGAGUGGAAGCAGGCUCAGGUGACACAAUUGACCGUCUGGGCACACUCCAUGAGCUGCUAGCUGAGGUUGCUGAUUGGCCGAGAGUUGUUCAGUGUGCCCAGACUGUCCCUGUGCUGUUGCACAUUUUUUUCAACACAGUCACCACGGUUGCUGAUGAGAAGCUUUUAGCGCACUUGGUUCUGGUCAUGCUGGAGAGAAGCAGCCUCCUCCUCAUCAUCCCUAAAUACAUCAAAGAGAUCCACAGGGUGUUCAGCUGCCACCUGCUGAGGCUGUGCAAGCUCCACCCAUCUCUGGUGGUGGACCAGUCUCAUGAGCUGCUGGAGUUUGCCGGAGCCACAGCCAACGUCUACAGCAAAGAAGAAAUCUACACACAUGUGGUGUGGGUGCUGGGAGAGUAUCUCUCUGUGUCAUGUGACUCUCGCUGCUCCGUGAGGCUCAUCACUUCCUGUUUUGAGGCGUUAGAGGCAGUGCUGUUUGAGGUCACUUCAUCUGCCCCACCACCUGGAGCGGUUUGCCCUGCCCCAAGAGUCGUUACCACUCUAAUGAGCGCUCUGGCUAAGCUGGCAUCACGAUCACAUGACCUCAUACCCAGGGUGUCUCUGUUCCUCUCCAAGUUAAGAACAGUAACCAGAGGCGGGUCAGUUGCCUGGUGUUCCGAUGAAGAGGACCUUGUUGCCAUAGUAACGCGAGGCGAGGAGUUGUGGUCGCUGCUGAAGGCCCCCGGUGUGGCUCAGAGCGUCCUGACCCCACCUCCACAUGUCACAACACCCCAGUGGCACCGAGACAUCAACGUGGCCAUGCCACUGCGACUGCGGGCCCUCACCAACCUCACACACUCACAGUGACACACACACUCACACACACUCACACACAUAAAUCAGUGAAAAGAAAAUCAAUUCACUCAUGAAAUGGGCUUACUAUUGUAUCUUGUUUAAUUUUUGUACAUUAUUUUUGUAAAUAAAUCACAUUAUCUGAUUGAAA
Messenger RNA from Morone saxatilis (striped sea-bass), 2680 nucleotides. It is a transcript of the gene ap5z1, whose product is annotated as adaptor related protein complex 5 subunit zeta 1. The transcript has 18 exons. Lineage: Eukaryota; Metazoa; Chordata; Actinopteri; Moronidae. Bases 82 to 2544 code for a protein of 820 amino acids. Gene Ontology annotation, cellular component: AP-5 adaptor complex. The record is from RefSeq and is a predicted model, not a curated record.